Closterium sp. Yama58-4 is the source of this 1917-nucleotide messenger RNA. The record is from the annotation of a GenBank genome assembly. NCBI's taxonomy places the organism in Eukaryota, Viridiplantae, Streptophyta, Zygnematophyceae, Desmidiales, Closteriaceae.
AUGCGACGUGACGUGUGCCACAGCCGCACUUCGGUUGAAUUCGGUACGUACUUUCACUGCUACACCACGGCUAUCAUGGCGCCCGCAAUCGCUCUACACCACGGCCUUCGCCUGUGCUCGAAAACGACACCCGCGACAAGACUCUCCCCCGCCCCGAGCCCCGCAUCUCUCCGCGUCCGCGCAAACCUCCCCCCACGCGAUGUCCGUGCAAGCGCAACCCCACGCGUCGUCUCGAAUGCACUCACGGCGAUUGAGGCGCCCGCUAGCGCUCCGCCUGCAGCGGGAACUGCGGCGGCGAUUAACUCCGUGGUGCAGAAGAUAGAAACUAUGGGGCUAACGGAUACUAGCCUCGUCUCGACCAAUGAGCACAGAGCCUGGGUGGCGUCUGCGUGUGUGGCCCUCGCUGCAUUGUUCGCUCGCGGCGUGGUUACCAUUGUCGAUGAUGCUAGUGUUGCAGCCGUGCUGGGUGCAGUUGCAGCGGCUGCUGGGGCCUAUUUACUUGCUGAUUUCGGAACUGGUGUGUAUCACUUUGGAGUGGAUAACUACGGCGACGGUUCGACGCCGAUUUUCGGGCCGCAAAUCGACGCGUUUCAGGGUCACCACAAGCGGCCGUGGACGAUCACCAAGCGACAAUUCGCGAACAAUCUGCACGCGCUCGCGAAGCCUAUUCUUUUCUCCACGCUCCCAUUCAUUUUCUUGCUCCCGCAUUCGGCCGAGCAAGAUAUAUUCUUUAGCGUCUUCCUCGCUUCCGUUAUGUUCAGCCAGCUUUUCCACGCUUGGUCGCACACGCCCCGCGUCCUCCUCCCUCCAAUCGUCCCCAUUCUCCAAGACGCCGGCCUCUUAGUUUCCAGAAAGAUGCACGGCGCGCACCACCGUCCUCCUUAUAACGCAAAUUACUGCAUUGUUAGUGGAGCAUGCAACCCUCUUCUCGACUCUAUUGGUUUCUUUUCUGGCCUGGAAAAGAUUAUAUUUCAAUGGACAGGGGUUCCUUCCAGGUCCUGGAGUGAGACUGCACCCGAGUGGCUGGAAGAGGGUGGAUACUAUGAGGAUGGAUCAGAUGAGCACUCAGCCACCCCUUUCUUCCAAGGCGCUCGCCUCCCCUCCUUGAAAGCCACCACACGCGCCGCCGCAUCUCCCGCCGCGAAAUCCGGCGCCGUGGAGGUCCGGGCAGGGGAGAUCAUCGAGGUGGAGCUGGAGCGGCCGUACGGCCUCAAAUUCUACCGCGGCGAGGACGGCGCGAUCUACAUCGACGCGCUGUAUCCCGGGCAAUCGGGCAUUCUGAGCAAGCAGAUCGAAGAGGGCGACAAGGUGCUGGCGACGAGCGCGGUUUUCGGCAAUGAGAUGUGGCCCGCUGCGGAGUACAGCCGCGUCAUGUACACCGUCAGGCAGCGCGUCGGCACGCUCCUGGUCCGCAUCGAGAAGAUGGGAGGGCAAAAGAUUGGUCCGUGGAAGAAGGACAAGUACCUGGAGGAGCGUGCGGCCGGCAACUACGGCGACGCCAUCCGCGAGAAGCAGAUGGAGAAUGCGGCGCUCCGGCAAGAGCAGGCCGAAGAGCGCGUCGCCGCUCUCGAGAAAGGUCUCCAGCUCUACAAGGCGGGCAAGUACGAGGAGGCGAUGCAGAAGUUUCAGACGAUCAUCGGGCUGGUGCCGUCGUACCGCGAAGAGGCCGUGGCGUUCUACAACAUCGCGUGCUGCUGCUCCAAGCUCAAGAAGGUUGAGGGCGGCCUGCAGGCUCUAGAGGCGGCGAUGGAGGCUGGCUUCGAUGACUACAAGAAAAUCCGUCAAGACCCUGACCUGUCGUUCCUAAGAGACGAUGACGAGUUUGAUGAGCUCAUGGACAGGUACGAUGAGCCAAUCAUCAACGAGAAUGCCAUCAAGGCACUCACCAGUGUGUUCGGGCUCUUUGGCAAGAAAUAG